CCCACUUUGAUUUGAAACAGAGCCACUGGCUGUCGCCACUAGUAUCGCCUUUUGAGGGUCUUUUUGGUCCCUCGCGCGUCCCGUAGUUGCAGUAAAUAUGGCGUCGGAUAAUGACAGCGAUGAGGAUUUUGUGACUUAUGGCACUCCUUUGGAGCCUCUAGAAGAAGAUGAGCCGCUGAGGAAGCCAGUGCCUCUCCACGAACAGACAGUGAAGGAUGAGAAGGGACGCUUCCAGAGGUUCCAUGGCGCUUUUACUGGGGGCUUUUCCGCUGGUUACUUCAACACAGUGGGCUCCAAGGAAGGGUGGACCCCAUCCAGCUUUGUGUCAUCACGGCAACAGAAGGCUGAGAAACAACAUGCCAGGCCGGAAGACUUCAUGGAUGAGGAGGACUUGAGCGAGCAUGGCAUCGCCCCCCGAGAGAUCACCACCAGCAAGGAGUUCUCUUCCAGCAGGAGAGACCUGGCCAGGGAGAAGGCCCAGGCCAUCAGCGCCCUGUCUGCACCCAUCCCUGGAGAUACCCUACUAGAGGAGCUGAUUGCACCUGCAAGGUCAUCUAUUGGGGUCGAGCUGCUGAGGAGGAUGGGAUGGAAGGAAGGCCAGGGCGUUGGUCCUCGCGUGAAGAGGAGGACCAACAGGCAGAAAACUGAUGGUGGAGCCAGGGUUUAUGGCUGUGCACCACGCCCUGCUGGCUCAGAGGACUCAGAGGACAGUGAUGAGGAGUUUGCCCCAGAGAAUGUGACCUUUGCCCCCAAGGAUGUGACACCCAUGGACUUUAGCCCUAAAGUGGGGGUGCAGGGUCUGGGGUAUCGUGGUCUGGACCCUGGUCUAGCACUUGUGGGCCGUUCUGCACCCAAACACAUCGACCUGUUCAACCUGCAGUCAGACAGAAACAGCCAGCUGUUUGGAGACAAGCAGCAGCACACACACAGAGGAGGGGUGGCUGGACAGGCGUUUGGUGUGGGGGCACUGGAAGAUGAUGAUGAGGACAUCUAUCAGAGAGAUGCCUUGUCCAACUAUGACACAGUGCUGGGCGGGGAGGAGCCAGGGGAUGGCCUAUACGGCUGGACUGCACCACAGCAAUACACCAAGAAGAAAGACCACAGCAAAGACUCGGUGUACCUGGGCAAAAUCCUGGAGGGGUUCACGCUGGCAUCUAAAUCAGCUGAGGAGAAAACAAUCUUUCCUCCCCCCUCUCUGCCCCGUGACUAUCGUCCAGUCCAUUAUUUCCGCCCAGUGGUUGACGUUUCCAGUGUUAGUCCAGCACUGGCUGAUGCUCUGAGGGCCUCCAGGGGCCAGCUGGUCCAGGGUGGGGACCAAAGUGGAGGACGCCACCAGCUGGACUCUAGCCAAAGGAGGGCGCUACUGGGGGAGACAGCACUGCAAGGACACAGUUCAGUCAUGGAUCUCCUGAGAUCAGAGGACAGGGAGAGGCUGGUCAACCUCUGCAAAUCAUCCAACCUCCCCAGCAGCCCUGUAUCAGGUCCCCAUACUACUUUGCCGUCCCCAGGAGCAUUGGCAAAGAGCUCCUUGUCUUCUAGGUUUCAGCCAAAGGAGGUCCUAGCAUCAUGGCCGGACAUCCAGGGGUCCCAGACCUUCAGACCAUUUGAGGAAAACCCCAGCAAGCAGGCUCGUUAUGACCUUUACCUCCGCCGAUUAAAACAGGGUGACAAAGAUGCACUGGAGGCGAGUCUGGAUCCCAAUAUGACAGAGUGGGAAAAAAGCAGAGAGAGGGAGGAAUUUGUCCGAGCCUCCAUCCUUUACCGACCCAGCAGCUCCUCCCUGGCCUCCCGCUUCACUAGAGGUAAACAUCAAGAGGACGACAACACUGUGGAGGUCAGCCAAGACCAGGAGGCUGACGUGGACGAUAAGCAGGCCGCAGUCACCAUGAAGAUGUUUGGGAAACUAACCCGAGACUCUUUUCAGUGGCAUCCUGACAAGCUGCUGUGUAAGAGGUUCAACGUGCCUGACCCGUACCCCGGGUCAAGUACGGUGGGUCUGCUCAAGGUGAAGAGAGACAAGUUUUCAGUCUUCAACUUCCUUACUGUGGCAGGGAACUUGGAGACUCCAGCUGCUCCAAAGCUUGCACAGCCUGGGAGGAGGUCCAGGUGGGAUGUUCCAGGCCAGGUGGAAGACAAGAAGGAUCCACUGAGUGAGUUCCUCAGUGUGGCUCGAAACCAAGCAUCUGGAACCCAGCCGGAACAAGAUCCUGCACCCACUGUACCUGCUUCAAGCGCCUCCACCUGUACUCCUACCCCAGACCCCACAACUGAGGUAAAGUCAUCAGAGCAGCCAAGCGCUGACAAUAAGAAUGAGGGUGAUGAAGAGGAGGAGGAGAGCAGGCCCCCCAUGGAUCUGUUCAAAGCCAUUUUCGCCACUUCCUCUGACGAGAAGUCCUCAUCAUCGCAGGGAGAAAGUGAGGAUGAGGAGGAUGAAAAAGAUGAUGAGAAAGGUCAGGCGGAGCCACGGCCGCCAAACCUUUUUGACAUCAACCCAUCCCACCCAGUGAGCUCCGCUACCUCCAGCCAGCAGACUGUAGUGGUGCCCUCUGCUGAACAGGCUGAUCCUGGACCAGCUCUGUGCUCUCAGAACUCAACACAGGAAGAGGAAGAAUUUGGUCCCAAGCUGCCACCUCCUUCAUGUGCUCUCACCACAGGAUGUGCCUCCCCCACCAAUGAGGACAAACCCAGGAGGAGGAGCAAGGAGAAGCACAAGGCCAAGAAGCAGCACAAACACAAAAAGGAAAAAAAGAAGAAGCACAAGAAGCACAAACACAAAGGGAAGCAGCAGAAGAAGAGUAAGAAGGAGCCAUCAAGCAGCAGCUCGGAUGACAGCGAUGAAGACAGAGACAGCAAGUCUGGACAGGUGUCAUCGGAGGAGCUGCUGAAAAGACUGAAAGGCAUCAGAUCGAAGCAGCGCUGGUGAAACAGGACGUGCAUCCUCUGUGAGGACGGCCUUUCUCAGUUCCCCUUCCAUACAGAAACUGCUUGUUUCAUUUUAGAUUACAGAUUAAUAGUUUUGUUUUGUUUUUGUUUUUGUUUUUGUUUUUUUUUUAAAUAAAAUUUCAUCACAUGG
Molecule: messenger RNA, 3073 nt
Organism: Myripristis murdjan (pinecone soldierfish)
Lineage: Eukaryota; Metazoa; Chordata; Actinopteri; Holocentriformes; Holocentridae
Gene: gpatch1
Product: G patch domain containing 1
Exons: 20
Coding region: 98-2923 (941 amino acids)
Biological process (GO): mRNA processing
Cellular component (GO): nucleus
Molecular function (GO): RNA binding
Source: RefSeq, a predicted model, not a curated record